This is a messenger RNA of Chrysochloris asiatica (Cape golden mole), 1525 nucleotides long. RefSeq names its product tripartite motif containing 50 (gene TRIM50). NCBI's taxonomy places the organism in Eukaryota, Metazoa, Chordata, Mammalia, Afrosoricida, Chrysochloridae. Bases 5 to 1468 code for a protein of 487 amino acids. The record is from RefSeq and is a predicted model, not a curated record. Gene Ontology annotation, molecular function: protein binding; zinc ion binding. The transcript is spliced from 6 exons.
GUGGAUGGCGCGGCAGGUGAACGUGCUGGAGCUGGAGGACCGACUUCAGUGCCCCAUUUGCCUGGAGGUCUUCAGGGAACCCCAGAUACUUCAGUGCGGUCACUCCUACUGCAAGGACUGCUUGGUGUCCCUGUCCCACCACAUGGACGCGGAGUUGCGCUGCCCCGUGUGCCGGCAGGCGGUGGACGGAAGCAGCUCCCCACCCAACGUUUCCCUGGCUCUGGUAAUCGAAGCCCUGCGGCUUCCCAGGGACCUGGAGCCUCAGGUCUGCGCGCACCACCGCAACCCGCUCAGCCUCUUCUGCGAGAAGGACCAGGAGCUCAUCUGUGGGCUCUGCGGCCUGCUGGGCUCCCACCAGCACCACCGAGUCACGCCCGUCUCCACCGUGCACAGCCGCAUGAAGGAGGAACUUGCAACUGUCAUCUCCGAGCUGAAGCAGGAGCAGAGGAAGAUGGAUGAGCAUAUCGCCAAGCUGGUGAACAAUAGGACCCGGAUUGUCAAUGAGUCCGAUGUGUUCAGCUGGGUGAUUCGCCGCGAGUUUCAGGAACUGCACCACCUGGUGGACGAAGAGAAGGCCCGCUGCCUGGAGGGGGUAGAAGGCCACACCCGAGGCCUGGUGGCCUCCCUGGACAUGCAACUGGAGCAGGCCCAGGGGACUCGGGAGCGGCUGGUCCGGGCCGAGCAUGUGCUGGAGCAGUUCAGUGAUGAAAGUCGUCAUGAGUUCAUCCGGAAGUACCACUCCAUGGCCUCCAGAGCAGAACUCCAGCAGAUCCGGCCUUUGGAAGGUGCGUUCAGCCCCAUCUCCUUCAAGCCAGCCCUCCACCAGGCUGACAUCAAGCUGACUGUGUGGAAAAGGCUCUUCCGAAAAGUUCUGCCAGCUCCGGAGCCUCUCAAACUGGACCCUGCCACGGCCCAUCCGCUCCUGGAACUCUCCAAAGGCAACACGGUAGUGCAGUGUGGGCUCCUGGCUCAGCGGUGUGCCAGCCAGCCCGAGCGCUUCGACUACAGCACGUGCGUCCUGACCAGCCGGGGCUUCUCCUGCGGCCGUCACUACUGGGAGGUGGCCGUAGGCAGCAAGAGUGACUGGCGCCUGGGGGUCAUCAAAGGCACCACCAGCCGCAAGGGCAAACUGAACAAGUCCCCAGAGCAUGGUGUGUGGCUGAUCGGCCUGAAGGAGGGUCGGGUGUACGAGGCCUUCAGCUGCCCGCGGGUGCUCCUGCCCACGGCGGGCCGUCCCCACCGCAUUGGUGUCUACCUGCACUAUGAGCAGGGGGAGCUCACCUUCUUCGACGCUGACCGACCUGAUGACCUGCGGCCACUCUACACAUUCCAGGCUGACUUCCAAGGCAAGCUUUACCCCAUCCUAGACACCUGCUGGCACGAGCGGGGCAGCAACUCCCUGCCCAUGGUGUUGUCCCCUCCCAGUGGGCCUGGCCACCUGCCUCUCCCACAGCCCACCAAGAUGUAAGGUUGCCGGUGGUCCUGCUUGCAAACAGGCCCACCAGCAGGAGCUGCAGGGGACUUG